This is a messenger RNA of Anopheles bellator, 946 nucleotides long. RefSeq lists its product as uncharacterized. Bases 133 to 723 code for a protein of 196 amino acids. The record is from RefSeq and is a predicted model, not a curated record. Lineage: Eukaryota; Metazoa; Arthropoda; Insecta; Diptera; Culicidae. The transcript has 5 exons.
AGGCAGACUCUUACUGAUAAGAUCAUAUUUCAGCAAUUGUAAACGCGUCAGAUCAUAUAAAAGUAGUAACUUUUCUCACAAUGAUUAAUCGAAGUGUCCGUGAAGUGCAGUUUGGAUAUUAACUUGAAACUCAUGAUAUCGAUUAAACCACUGCUGAAAAUGGAUAAAGUAGCAAAAAUUAUCGUUUGGUGGUCGGUAGCAGCUACAACAACGCUUGUAUUGGGAGAAAAUAAUAACGAACCCCUGAACAAUCUUUUUCACGCAUCGAAUUCUUGGUCACCACUAUUAAAGUUAAGCCACGAUUCGUCGUACCUAGUGGAUAGUAGUAAAAUUGACUACAUGGAAUAUGAACAGCACGACUACAACAAUGAGGACUCUCAAAUAAUUAAUAAACGAUCUCACACAAGACGACCUAUUUGCGAUACGGUGGUUAAGUAUGUUUAUUACAACAGUAGCGAUGGAUUUGAGUAUCGUCCCAAUCAAUACACCACCUUUACAUGUGUUGGAUCAACUGUGGAUAAUAGUUAUCAAACAAAGAACGAGUGUACUGAAGCUGGCUUAUCUUGCACUCAAAUCAGACAGAAGAUGUACGUUACGCGUCGCAAAGCUUCCGGCAAUAGGGCUAACAACUGUUGGGAACACUUCGCCCUUGAGGAGAUUAAUGCUGGAUGCGAGUGUAGAUACCACAUUGGCGACAAAGAUUCCUACCGCUUGGCAAAAUAACAUACUUACGUGUGGUAACAUAAAGCAUGAACAAUUAAGAUCUCCCACUGGCACGAUAGGAGAGAUUCUAUUGGACAGGAAACAAAUGUAUUGAUAGGCUAAGCAUUUUUUUUUUUCUAAGAAGUGUAGCAGAUUUAUAUAUUUAUCAAGUGAUAGUUGGCAAGUAGUUUGCAGUACAUACAAUAUCAUACAUAAUAUAAAAUAAAUACAUCCAAACAUUCAU